Molecule: messenger RNA, 2034 nt
Organism: Solea solea (common sole)
Lineage: Eukaryota; Metazoa; Chordata; Actinopteri; Pleuronectiformes; Soleidae
Gene: nr2e3
Product: nuclear receptor subfamily 2, group E, member 3
Exons: 8
Coding region: 380-1681 (433 amino acids)
Biological process (GO): positive regulation of transcription by RNA polymerase II; anatomical structure development; negative regulation of transcription by RNA polymerase II
Molecular function (GO): zinc ion binding; RNA polymerase II cis-regulatory region sequence-specific DNA binding; nuclear receptor activity
Source: RefSeq, a predicted model, not a curated record
UGAGGAGCUGCCACUGAGGAGCACCCACAGACAGUGACCGACCCAGACUGCCAGAGGGAAGUCUCUCACUCAACUGUUGAUGUUUAACAAGUGUUAGCUCUCGCUCAUGGGAGGACCCCUAUCCAUCUGCAUCCCCACACCAGAGGCUGCAACACAGUAGAGACUCAACCUGCCAUCUGUCUGCUGGAGACCACAGGGAAACCUGCAGCAGCGUGACACUUCAAGUUUAUAUCAGUGUUUUUGCUGCAACAAACUCAAUAAGAACGUAGAACGUUUUGUGUGCUGAUCCUGGAUUUCAUCUUUUCAAGGGAGGAAAUAGUUGACAACAAAAGUUCUUACCACUGGUCCUCAAUAGCCUUAGAGACAUUUUCAGGGAAAAAUGAUGGAGGAUCACCUCUCAAAGAUCUCCAUGAUACAAUCCUCCUCGCCCACUGAGUCAUCUGCCAGCGGUGGGAGUGAUGACAGCAGAGCCAAGAGUCCAGCCCCGGGCAAAGCUCUGAGCCCGGCUUUGGUUUGCAAAGUAUGUGGAGACACCAGCAGUGGAAAACACUACGGCAUUUACGCCUGCAAUGGCUGCAGUGGCUUCUUCAAACGCAGUGUGAGGAGGAGGCUCAUUUACAGGUGCCAGGCUGGUACAGGCAUGUGUCCAGUGGACAAAGCUCAUCGAAAUCAGUGCCAGGCAUGUCGGUUAAAGAAGUGUCUGCUGGCAGGAAUGAAUAAAGAUGCAGUGCAAAAUGAACGACAGCCUCGCAGCACAGCUCAGGUUCGCUUGGACUCCAUCGACGUAGACACUGAGAAAGAGCACCUGGCCACCACUCGGGAGCCAACCUCCUCUUCUUCUUCCUCGUCCUCCUCUUCCUCAUCCUCCUCCUCUAGUGUCAUUACGUGGCCUCACAUCACAUCCUCCAUGUCCAUCACCUCCUCGGUGGCCCCCCAGCGCUGCAUCAGUCCCCAGAACAACCACCGUUUCAUGGCCAGCCUCAUGACGGCUGAAACCUGCGCCAAGCUGGAGCCCGAGGACGUUGACGAAAACAUUGAUGUAACCAGCAAUGAGCCGGAGAGAGCUUCCUCGGAGUAUCACAUGGUUCUGUAUCCAUCCAGCUCUGAAAACGUGUAUGAGACCUCAGCGAGAUUGCUCUUCAUGUCGGUGAAGUGGGCCAAGAACUUGCCGGUGUUUUCCAACCUGCCCUUCAGAGACCAGGUGAUCCUGCUGGAGGAGGCGUGGAGUGAGCUCUUCCUGCUCUGUGCCAUCCAGUGGUCACUGCCACUGGACAGCUGCCCGCUGCUCUCACUGCCUGACCUCUGCCCCAACAUGCAGGGGAAAACCAGUUACACUAGCCUGGACUUGCGCCUCCUGCAGGAAGUCUUCAGCCGAUUCAAAGCCCUUGCAGUUGAUCCCACAGAGUUUGCUUGUCUCAAGGCCAUUGUGCUUUUCAAGCCAGAGACUCGUGGUUUGAAAGAUCCAGAACAAGUGGAGAACCUGCAGGAUCAGUCUCAGGUGAUGCUGGGACAACACAUUCGCUCACACUACCCCAGUCAACCAGCCAGGUUUGGAAAGCUGCUUCUUCUUCUUCCCUCAUUGCGUUUUGUGAAUUCUGAGAGGAUAGAGCUGCUGUUCUUCCACAGGACCAUCGGGAACACUCCCAUGGAGAAACUGCUGUGUGACAUGUUCAAAAACUAAAACCAUCUCCCGAAAGAUGCAGUCUUCUUCUGGUUUGUUUCUCUUUACAGAUAUUCUGUGUGCUGUUAUUUUUUUUCAAAGACCACUUUAUUAUUUGUUGUUUCUACAUCAGCUUAUUGUGAACGUUGACAUGUUAUUCACUUGUCAUCAUGCUUGCUGUCUAUCUGUACUAUAUUUAGUCUUUGAUUUGUGUCUGAAGUGACACACUCCAGUGUUUCUGUUACAAUUUGAAAAAUGACAAUCCUCCAGAAAAUUUAUUUGUUUGGUGAUAGAACAAUUGUACAGUAUAUCCCUGCUGUCCUUAAUGUAAUUCAUGUUGAUAUUUCUUGAUAAAAUCAAAUUGUUUGAAAGUA